Anolis carolinensis (green anole) is the source of this 2488-nucleotide messenger RNA. RefSeq names its product methyltransferase 3, N6-adenosine-methyltransferase complex catalytic subunit (gene mettl3). Bases 653 to 2362 code for a protein of 569 amino acids. Gene Ontology annotation, molecular function: mRNA m(6)A methyltransferase activity; mRNA (2'-O-methyladenosine-N6-)-methyltransferase activity. The transcript is spliced from 11 exons. The record is from RefSeq and is a predicted model, not a curated record. Gene Ontology annotation, cellular component: RNA N6-methyladenosine methyltransferase complex; nucleus. Lineage: Eukaryota; Metazoa; Chordata; Lepidosauria; Squamata; Anolidae.
GCCAGUUAUCAAUCGGUCUGGUUGCCAUCAUCUUGGUUUACUUGAUGUUUAACUGCAGCCCAGCUUUUGCACUUUCUUCUUUCACCUUGGUUAGAAGGCUCCUCGCUUUCAGCCAUCAAAGUGGUAUCAUCUGCAUAUCUAAGAUUGUUAAUAUUUCUUCCAGCAAUUUUAACUCCAGCCUUGGAUUCAUCAAGCCCUAUAAGGGUGGCCCUUAUAGUCUCUUUCAAAUCUAUAAUUCUGUGAAAACCCUAUCAAAUUAAUAGAUUAUAAGUCUAGUCUUGACUUGAAGGCAAGCCUACCGGUAGGAGGAUUGAAAAGGAAUACCAGGCGCUGCAGGGUAUAUUUCAGAGGAAACAACUGGCAAAACCACCUUUUGUCUAAGAAAACCCUAUAAAAAACCAUGCACCCGUGUGCGAAGGCGCACGCAUAUGAUGCAAAGGCAGAAGGCAACAAGAAAGAAAUUGUGCCCGUUUCCAAAAUGGCUGCCUGAGCAUCAGGUUCGACGAACAGCCGCUUCCCCUUUGUCUUAGCGGCUGCCCUGUCCCUGGAGAGCUUCAAACCGGAAGUGUGCUCGCAUUAUCUCAGUCCCCCAGGAAGAAACUUCCGGUUGUCUAGCUGGAGCCUUUUUCUGGCUUAUGUACUGGCCGGGGAGAUGUCGGACACAUGGAGCUCGAUCCAGGCUCACAAGAAGCAGCUGGACUCGCUGCGGGAGCGGCUGCAGCGGAGACGGAAGCAAGAACCACUGGACCUCAGGAAUCCAGAGCUGGCCCUCAGCCCUCCUUUCCGCAGUGACAGCCCGGUCCCUUCGUCUGUCACACCCAGCACUGCCACCGAAUCUGGGGAUCUUGUGACAGACCCUGAGCUUGAGAAGAAACUCCUCCAUCACCUUUCAGAUCUGGGACUGGCGUUGCCCACAGAUGCCUUGUCCAUCUGCCUUGCCAUUUCAACGCCUGAGGCCCCUGCCACCCAGAGGAGUGUGGAAAGCCUGCUGCAGAAAUUUGCUGCCCAGGAACUGAUAGAGGUGAAACGAGGCCUCCUGCAGGAAGAUGACCAGCCCAUGCUGGUCACCUAUGCUGACCACUCUAAACUCUCUGCCAUGAUGGGUGCAGUGACUGAGAAGAAGGGAACAGGGGAAGGUGCCGGGGCUGGAGCGGUGAAGAGGAGAGCAGAGCAAGACACCGGAGCCUCCAUCUCCACAGCAGGGGCCUCGCCUUCCAUCUCGACUCUCUCGGAGCCACUCCGAGAGCCUCCCAAGAAAUCACGCAAGCAAGCCUCAGAUCUGGACCUGGAGAUCGAGAGCCUGCUGAGCCAGCAGUCCACGAAGGAGCAGCAGAGCAAAAAGGUGAGUCAAGAGAUCCUGGAGCUGCUGAACACGACGACAGCCAAAGAACAGUCCAUUGUGGAGAAGUUCCGCUCACGAGGCCGGGCCCAGGUGCAAGAGUUCUGCGACUAUGGAACCAAGGAAGAGUGCAUGAAGGCCAAUGAUGCUGAGCGGCCCUGUCGGAAGCUUCACUUUCGACGCAUCAUAAACAAGCACACAGAUGAGUCGUUGGGGGACUGUUCUUUCCUGAACACUUGUUUCCACAUGGACACCUGCAAAUAUGUGCACUAUGAAAUCGAUGCCUGUGCUGACUUAGAUGCUCCCUGCGGACGGGAACUCAGCUCGGGUCAAGAACUGGCUUUGCCUCAAGCAGUGGGGAGAGAUUCCAGUGUAGAUCGUCUCUUUCCCCCACAGUGGAUUUGCUGUGACAUUCGCUACCUGGACGUCAGCAUCUUGGGCAAGUUUGCUGUGGUGAUGGCCGACCCGCCCUGGGACAUUCACAUGGAACUUCCCUAUGGGACACUCACUGAUGAUGAGAUGAGGCGGCUAAACAUCCCAGUGUUACAGGAUGAAGGCUUUCUUUUUCUGUGGGUCACUGGCAGAGCCAUGGAACUGGGCAGAGAAUGUCUCAACCUUUGGGGGUAUGAACGGGUGGACGAAAUAAUCUGGGUGAAAACCAACCAGCUCCAGCGCAUUAUCCGAACAGGGCGCACAGGCCACUGGCUGAACCACGGCAAGGAGCAUUGCUUGGUUGGGGUUAAAGGAAACCCACAGGGCUUCAACCGGGGUCUUGAUUGUGACGUCAUUGUGGCAGAGGUUCGCUCAACCAGCCACAAACCAGAUGAGAUCUAUGGCAUGAUUGAACGCCUUUCACCAGGGACCCGGAAGAUUGAACUCUUUGGAAGGCCACACAAUGUGCAGCCCAACUGGAUCACCCUUGGCAACCAGCUUGAUGGAAUCCAUUUGUUGGACCCUGAUGUCGUGGCCCAGUUCAAACAGCGUUACCCUGAUGGGAUCAUCUCAAAACCUAAGAACAUGUAACUGAAGGCUGAGAAAACCUCUGGGCUUUGAACCACAACCUGUUAUGUUGAGAGGAAGAUAAAAAAGCCAAGGACUGUGUAUUCUGAUCUUUAGUUUUUUAAUAAAAUGGAUUCUUUCCCCCUAUAA